AUGAGCCCGGCCUGGUCCUCCUCGCGCACGAUCUCCAAGUCAUCCGCGUCCUCUCCAUGGCCCGAUAUUGAACUCGAGAAACACGCCAUGAGCCGCCAAAUGUCGCGAACGCCCGACUACGACGACAGCGCCGAGGAGCUGCCCCCGCCCGUCAUCGCAAAGUCCGCAAAGUCCUCCAAGUCCGUCACGGGGUCCACGUCCACCAAGCAGAAGAAGAGCGCGAGGAUCGAGGGGGUGCCUGGGGGACUGCGCGUGCACUGGGCGCGGCUGAGGCGGCGGCUGGGCACGGGGACGAGUCCGAGCACGAGCGACAGUCUGCUGGACGAGAGCGCGGGAGGGGACAGCAGCACGACGAGGCACAACCUCGUGGGAACGUACGAGGACGGGGACGAGGUGAACGAGGUCGUCGUCGACCGCGUAUGGUCAGAGGAACUCCACUCCGUAAGCGUCAGCGAGCAGGACGGCUCGCCCAAGAAAUCAGACAGCCACGCCGUCGGCGGCACCAACACCGACCACGAGAGCCUCGCCAUCCAUGCCGACGGCUUCUGGGCCCUCUGCACGCCCCUCAUCAUCCUCCGCUGGCGCGUGUGGCCCUACGUCCUCGACUUUUUCUCUCUCCGCUUCUUCGACGAGAAGGCCGAGGCGCACUACAUCAAGGAGAACUGGUUCAUGCGCAAGGCACUCGCGCUCUGGGCGGCCGUCUUCCUCAUCAUCAACUGGGUGCUCUCGACUAUAUUCGUACCAGGCCCGCGCGUGCUCGCCGACGAGAUAUUCUUCUACGGCGUCGCCCCGGCUCUGACGUUCCCCGUCCUUCUCAUGAUCAUGUGGGACUUCCCGCGCGACAGGCCGACGCUGUACCAGGUCUACCUGAACAUCUCCAUCUGGGCAUGGCCGCUAUAUCAAGUCCUGUUCAUCUUCCUCUGCGGCUUUUACACACACCCGGGCUCGAAGAAGGGGUGGCUGUUCUCGUGCGGCAAUAGGGACUUCCUCGCGACGUUCUACUACGCCGUCGGCAUGCCCACUAUCGGACUGUUUGGGCUUCGCCUCAAGCGCUUCCCUGCAUUCGUGGGGACGUGUAUCUGGGCGGGCUUUGUCAUUGGGACUGUGCUACCUUUCCGCACGGGCUGGACACGCAACCUCCUGAACUUCAUCGUCUUCCAGUUCUUCCUCAUCUAUCUGCACUAUAUGCUCGAAACGGGCGAACGCAGACUAUACACCCUCCGCGACCAGCUCAAGAUCCAGUUCCGCGCAACGCAAAAGGCGCAGGUCAACGAGCGCAAGGCGGGCGAUUCGAAGCGGCGCCUCACGUCUUACGUGUUCCACGAAGUCCGCGUACCGCUCAACACAGCCCUCCUGGCGCUACAGAACAUCCAAGCCGCAAAUGCCGUAGCGCCCGAACAGGAGAUCGAGUUCAAGGCGUUGGAGGGUAGCCUGAGUAUGAUGUCCAAGGUCCUCAACGACGUGCUCGACUUCAACCGUAUGGACAGCGGACGGUUCGAGAGCGUCAGCAGGCCGUAUACGUUCCAUCAAGUCAUGCGAGGCCUGUUCGUGCCGCUACGGCUGGCUGCAGAUGCGAGAGGACUGGACUUUGUCACGGAUCUCGACGUCCGGAUCGACAGGGUUGCGCGCUUCGCCGCGCUCACGGCCAAAGGCCUCAAACACGAGGACGUGCUGCGCGAGCUCGAGGCGUCGCCCGACGCCGACGGCAUCCUCGUCGGCGACGAGACGCGCCUGAUGCAGAUCGUGACGAAUCUCGCGUCCAACGCGUGCAAGUUCACGCCUCCGGGCGGGCAGCUGCGCGUGGCUACUAAGCUCGUCGUCCCGUCUAAUGUGUGGACGCCGAGAACGGAGAGCGAGAAGAGGGAGUGUGGGAAUGGGGUGUUGGGCGUGGAUAGUAGUGCGAACGCGGGUGGGGAGGGGGAGAUGGGCGAGAAGGGCGAGAGGGUGGGAGGGGAGGAGAGGAGGGGCGAGGGGGAGCUGAGCGCGACGAGCUUGAGCAUGCAUAAUCUUAGGCAUUCGAAGCCGCCGGAGGUUGUGGUUGUUAGGAUCGAGGUGCAGGAUACGGGCUUUGGGAUUCCGCCCAAGGAGAUGGAGCAGAGCAAGCUUUUCUCCGCGUUCAAUCAGACUGAACAAGGCAAACAACAAGGCGGUAAAGGCACCGGUCUCGGUCUCGCACUCGUCCGACAGAUCGUCAAACGCUCAGGCGGUCGACUAGGCGUCAUCUCAAAGGUCGGCCGCGGAUCCACGUUCUGGGUCGAGCUUCCUCUCGGCGUAGGCGCCAAAGCACUCGCACAGCCCAACGCGCACGAGCUCGCGAACCGUGGGGACGUCUCAAAGAGCGUCGCCGAAGACCUCAUGUCGCGGCAGAUGAACGACGCGGGCGCUAUGCGUCGCGCGAAUGGACCAUCGAAGUUCGGAAACGGGAUCGGCACGGACAAGAGCGGGGCGACUAAGAAAGCGCGGCCGAGCAGCGUGAUGCACAACAUCAUGGACCAAGGCGGCCUCGUCGAGAUCGCCGCCAAAUCCGAGGACAGCGGGAACGGGAGCAUCAUCACGCGGACAAUGGCCGACACCUUGUUACCGUCCACAGCACAUCUCGAGGACACGCUGUCCAUGCCGAAGAGCAACACGCCCACUUCUAUCCCGGAGCAUUCGGCGUCGGACGGGUCGACGCCGGGCAGCGAGGAGGCGCCCAGUUUGGCGCCCAGCGGUGCAAGCGCCGCACCGGGGCGCAUUGAGCUGCCGCCGCCUUUGUUCGAUCCGCUUGUGGCGCGGCCGUUGGGGAGCGGUACGAGUAGCUAUGGAAGCGCGAGUACGGCUGUGAAUACGCCUGCGUCGACGAGCCUUGCUACGCCCCCGCCGAACUUGAGGAAGAUAUCGGAGCCGAUACCGGAAACGGAGACGGAUGGGCAGCGGCCGCCCGCGCAGCCUGCACCGGCUAUCGCGUCUGCGCCCGCACCUUCGAAGCCGGCGAAGGUCAAGGAUAAGGACGAUAUGUCUAUUCCGCCCGGGCUGGACGUGUUGGUCGUGGACGACGACCCGCUCACGCGCAUGCUCAUGACGCGGCUCCUCACGCGUCUGGGGUGCAAAGUCGCAACAGCGGAGAACGGCGAGCUCGCGCUCGAGAUGAUACUCGGUCCAUUGGCGCGUCCGUCACCCGCGAGCGAACAGCCCAGCAUCAAGUUCGCAGACGAAGCCACGGGCGCGCGAUCCGAGAACUCCCACACAACGCCCGCUCAAAGCCAGCGUCCGCCCUCCCUAAUCCAACAACACCGCCAAGCGCAAUCCCAAACACCCUCCAAAUACGCCAUCGUCUUCCUCGACAACCAGAUGCCCGUGCUCAGCGGAAUCUCCGCCGUGGCGCGGCUGCGAGAGCUCGGGCGGAACGAUUUCGUUGUGGGUGUGACGGGAAACGCGCUGUUGAGCGAUCAGGAGGAGUAUUUGGAGGCGGGGGUCGAUCAUGUGCUUACGAAGCCGGUGCUGGAGAGGAGCUUGAAGGGGAUGUUGGUGUUGGCUGCUGAGAGGAGGAUGGAUGGGGAGGGGAGGGAUAGGAGUAAUGGCGAGUUGCCUGGGCCGGAUCCGCCGCCUAGCGCUUAG
Molecule: messenger RNA, 3597 nt
Organism: Peniophora sp. CBMAI 1063
Lineage: Eukaryota; Fungi; Basidiomycota; Agaricomycetes; Russulales; Peniophoraceae
Source: the annotation of a GenBank genome assembly